AUGUGCCGACCACGACUACUACCGUUCUCUGCAGCUGUUGGGAGUGCUAUGCUGCAGAUCGUUGCACUGCUGGUGCUAAUCUUGAUACCGGCACGCAACCCCGUUCGUUGUCUUCACAUGGAUGUGGAAAAAGUGAAUUACUUGCUGUUAGAUAAUGCAAAGAUCGAUGAAAGAAAUUUGCAUAAUUUUCUCGAAGAACACGAGCAACUGCUGCUGUUUGGUGAUCGUGGAACUGAUGAUUUCAAGAUAGUUAAUGUGCGGCAACGCAAACGUGAAAGCAGGUCAUCGCCAGGCAGUGGAUUUUUGCAGUUCAACAUGAGCACCGGUCGGGAGGACAACUUUGCGCUGCGACUGCAAAAGUCCGACAUUAUGAUCGACGAUGCGUUUGCAUUUAUUGAGAGCUAUGACAACGCCACCCAACUGAUGGACGAUUCCUACGAACGAGUCCUUAAGUACCGGGAUUGCUUCUACCGUAACGAUCGCGCGGCGUUCGAUCUGUGCGGCGGUAGCAUACGUGGUUUGAUACGGGCAAAUGAAACAGAUCUAGUUAUACAUCCGCUACCGGAGAGAUUCGGCACUGGUGCCCACGUGGUGUUAAACAGAAAUAAAUCCCGGGAAACCCAACGCAGCAACGCCAAUGUGAUGUUCGAACCGGACAUAAGUGAACGUGAGGGACGUUUUUCUGAGCCCCCUCAGCAUCGUUCCAGGUCGCGAUCUAAACGCCACAUCACGUCAAACCACAACGGGAAAGUUCCGGACGUGCUGCACAUCGAGACGGCAAUUUUCAUUGACAAAGAUCUGUACCGGCACAUGUCGAAGAACUAUCCGAAAAACACCGAAGCACAUCUGAUACGCUUUGUGUUGGCUAUGAUCAACGGUGUCCAGCUGCUUUACAACCAUCCUUCGUUGGGUCAUCCGAUAAAUUUCAUUCUCAAGCGGUUGGAGAUUUUGCACAACGAUCCGAAGGAUCUGCGCCGAUCGAGCGACAUCGACAUCUAUUUGAAUAGCUUUUGUGGCUGGCAGCGAAAGCUGAACCCGAUUUCCGACGCGGAUCCGGUGCACUUUGAUCACGCAGUUAUCCUCACCGGGUUGGAUCUGUUCGUGGUGAGCAAGAAUGGUAAGGUGAGCAAUCAGGUUGUGGGUUUGGCACCGGUCGCUGGCAUGUGUACGAUCACUUCAAGCUGCACGAUCAACGAGGGAAAACAUUUUGAAAGUGUGUUCGUUGUGUCGCACGAAAUUGGCCACAACCUGGGCAUGCGCCAUGACACCUCGGAAAACAACUGUGAUCCAAGUCUGUACAUCAUGUCACCGACAUUAGGUAGUGGGAAGAUUACGUGGUCAUCCUGUAGCCGAAAUUAUUUAAAUUCAUUUUUAAAGACAUCACAAGCCACCUGUCUGUUCGAUCGAGGACACUAUGGUUCGUCACUCGAUCACACGGGUGAAGGGAGACUUCCGGGAGAGCGGUUCGAUGCCGAUCAGCAGUGCCUGUUGAAGUACGGGAAAGACAGUACGAGAUCCAAGUCGCAAGAUUUGGCCGACAUUUGUCGCGAUUUGCAUUGCCAGCGGGACCGGUACACUUGGACAUCGCAUCCUGCCCUUGAAGGAACUAACUGUGGAAAGUUGAUGUGGUGUAGAAGCGGGGUUUGUGCCUCCAAAAUCCCUGGUUUGACGAUACAAUCCACCGGAAAGCACAUCACGGCUUUCAAGACAAUCGACAAAAAAGCCUUCAUCGAGGGUCUCAAAUUCGCCAGCUUGCGGCAGGACAUAUCGAGGACGCUGAACACGAUCCCAACGUGGGACUCGUGGAGCGAACCAACGGAGUGUGUUUCGGGCUGUUUGUACGGUGAGUCUGGCCGGCUUAAGGAGGGCAGCACGGGUUUGCGACAGUUUACCAGAAAAUGCCUUGACAAACGUAAAAACUGCUCAGGAUUCAGCCGCAAAUAUGAAACGUGCAUUGCGAAGCAGUGUUACAACAUCGCGCGAACCACGAUACUGGAAUUUUCAAAUCAAAUUUGUGGCCGCGCGAAAGAGUUUGAUACCGACAUCGUGGGCUACGGUUUACAAAGGGUGGCCGAGGAUCCCGAGGAUUCCUGCAAGGUGUUCUGCGAGACUAAACUGGGCGUGCCGAAGACGAAAAGUUGGAUCUAUCCGGACGGAACGGCUUGCAAGGUACGGAAUGGAGAUUUUGAUGACGCGUUCUACUGCGUUAGUGGCCGUUGCGAAAAGUUUAGCUGCAACAGCACGUCCAACAACUACUAUCGAUUGGAUGGGACGCGUUGCACGGAAUCGCAUCUGUAUGCGGAACGGAGCAGUAACAGCAUUCACCAGGAAAAUGGACGAGACUACAAAAGCUUGCAGUUGAACCAGAACAACUACUCUAUUACGCGGAACGAAGAAAGCACCACUCUUAAAUCAGUGUCAAGAAACUUCACUACACGAAAGCCAUUGCCGGAUAUCGGAGGUCACAACGACAAACCAGACGACAACACGUACCACCGAUGGCACUCGCAACCGCCCACGCUCAUCAACAAGUUGUCGGAGCUGCAAGGACGCAACCACCACUGGGAAGUGAAGUCAGGCUGCCAUUUUAGCUGCAUGGAACGAGGCAAAGGAGUACAAAUCGUGUCCUCGGUAGCCGGCACUAACACCAACAUUCAGCUCUGCACCGCCAAUACGAUUGCUUGCGACAAAGUGCUGUCGACGUACGAGUUUGCGACGCAGUUGUGCAAAAAAUACCAGCAAAAAGUGUCGGGUUUGUCCGGCAUUGGCAUGCAAAUUGCGCCCAGUGUGGAAGAUCCGGAUCGAAGCUGCCGGGUGGCGUGUCAGGAUACGUACAUAAGGCAUCGAUUCUAUUUGGUGAAUGGGGAGCAAGGACACUUCCCAUUCGGUACACGGUGCAAUCACAAUGAAUCGAAUCGCUACUGUAUCAACGGAAAAUGUUUGCAUUUCGGUACCGACGACACACCCGUUAAUGAAUCGUACAAUAGUCUACCAAACAUUCGAAUCAAGAGAGCUGCGAAGCGUACAAAACGGCAUUUCGAAUACUUUGCACCGGUGAACAUAACGGAACGGAUCAGCGAGGAAUUUUUGCAAAAUCUGAUCGCAAGCAUCGAUUUUUCGCGAGCCAUCAACAAUAACAACGCAAUCCUAGAAGAUCACAUUGACUUGAAGAAUCCAAUUUACGUUGAGCCUUGA
Messenger RNA from Anopheles nili, 3195 nucleotides. RefSeq names its product A disintegrin and metalloproteinase with thrombospondin motifs adt-1 (gene stl). The record is from RefSeq and is a predicted model, not a curated record. The transcript has 13 exons. The coding region runs from base 1 to 3195 and encodes 1064 amino acids. Gene Ontology annotation, cellular component: extracellular matrix. Gene Ontology annotation, molecular function: metalloendopeptidase activity. Gene Ontology annotation, biological process: proteolysis; extracellular matrix organization. NCBI's taxonomy places the organism in Eukaryota, Metazoa, Arthropoda, Insecta, Diptera, Culicidae.